AUGGCGUCGGUUCGGGUUCGUAGGAGGUCAAGAGCAGCUCCUCUCGCGUACGUGCCAGUCGAGCCCAAUCGAGUCGUCGUCGUCCCCACGGACAACAUCCCUCAACCAGAGCAGCCCAACUCACCUGAAAACGAAGAAUUUCUCCGCAAAGAAGCAGAAAAGAUAUCUUCACCCGUCGCUUCAUCACCCUCAACUACAGUUCCGGGCUCGAGUUCACCCCUCCGGACAACGUUUUCGAGACCGACGCCGUUUGGGACCGCCACUCGGCCCACGACGAGUCGAAUGCGGAGCUCAACCGUCGUCGAACCUCGUUCUCCUCCUUUUAUAACGGACUUUCCGACUCGCGGGGCUGCGUCCGUCUUUCAAAGGAGUAGUGACUCGCUCGGGGAUGAUGGGCAAGGCGGGCUACGGGAGGCGAAUCGGGAUAGUUUUAUGAUGUCACCAAGGGAUCGUAGGGGGAGCAGGUCGAGUUGGUUUGUCGAUCACGUUCGAGGUACGGUGUCGAAAGCAGCUGCGGGUGCCGCGGCCGCUUUAAAACCUGAAGGAGAUCAUCCAGACCUGGCGAGGAGCAUAUCACCAGAUCAGUUGUCGGCUGCGAGCUCGGUUCCAAAUGUGGAUGUGGUCAUCCCGCCGGAUGUGAGAGAUGGGAUUAGUGCCAUUUUGGCAAAGCGUCAGGGUACACGAAAGGACCCAGCAUUGACAGACGACGAGAUGCACCAUAAUGAUAUCGUAGAACACUUGGAUGUGAUUGCGUGGUAUUCGAGAAAGCCCGUGGUAUCACUCCCCGCCCCUACCCGUCUGAGAGAACGGGACGCCGAAUCGAUGGAAAGCGAAAAUGAACUCGACGCUCACGUCGAAGAAGCUUCAUUGCAGGCGAGUCAUUCAUUCUUCGAAUUGAUUAUAGUUGCUUAUUACAUGGUAACAGCGAUCUAUGGCUUCCUUGUUGUGUUCUGGGGUGCCGCCAUCGUGUUCUUCCUCGGCAAGCUCAUCAAUCUACACGACCCCUACCUCCAAGGGUUUUGGGUCGAAAUCUCUUCUCAAGUCGUGAACGGUCUCUUUACCGUUCAAGGUGUUGGGUUCUUACCUUGGCGAAUCAUGGAUAGUUGGAACACAUUUUGGAUAUAUCACUACGCCUGCAAGGACCGUACCUUGAGGAGGCGUGCAAAUUUGCCGCCAGUCGGAGACUUUAACGACAUUCCGGACCCCUAUAUCGAAUCAGAGCACGUACAGAUGCUUACGGACAAGCAGCUACAGUGGCUUCGGCGACACACCCAUCGCGCGUUCUCCCUCAAGUAUGUCUAUUUCACUCGCCAUUUCGUUCAAUUACUGAUCCUUAUAAGGGUUGCCAUAGCCAUAUGUAUUUCUGUAGACAUGAAUUCGGUCUUUCAGGUCAGUGGUCCAUCAAACCAUAUUUCAAAUUUCCAACACUCGAUAGAUUCUACUUUGUGGAUGCAUGUGGGGAUUGAAUCGUUUCCAGAGACCGCCAUGGACAGUGGCAACCUUGAUUCCCCUCAGUUUCCUCUGCGGUAUCGCAUCCGGUAUUCUCAUUUGGAAAGGAGGCGAGCGGUCCAAAAAGACGGCAGAAGUCAGAGAACGACUACGACAAGCCCUCCAACAAGAGAAAAAGCGGAAGAGCCGACACUUCUCAAAGCACCUCCCUCGGGUGAUCCCGAGAAGGAUAUGAACGGGAGGGGGUCCUCUGAAUCUGCACGAAAGAGGAGCCCGUUACUCAAAACGCUCGCCAUUGACGAAACGAUGACGAUACCCGAGGAUGUGGAGCCCACGACAACGUCUUCGAACAAGGAAACACGACCGUUCAAAGAAGAGAAGGAUGAUUCAAAAUUUGUAUUGGUAACACCCAAAUCACCAAGUGUAAAGGACUUUGGUGAUGGCAAAGCUGAAUAG
Molecule: messenger RNA, 1905 nt
Organism: Acaulospora colombiana
Lineage: Eukaryota; Fungi; Glomeromycota; Glomeromycetes; Diversisporales; Acaulosporaceae
Source: the annotation of a GenBank genome assembly